Salvia hispanica is the source of this 1073-nucleotide messenger RNA. RefSeq names its product putative xyloglucan endotransglucosylase/hydrolase protein 26. The record is from RefSeq and is a predicted model, not a curated record. Lineage: Eukaryota; Viridiplantae; Streptophyta; Magnoliopsida; Lamiales; Lamiaceae. Gene Ontology annotation, molecular function: hydrolase activity, hydrolyzing O-glycosyl compounds; xyloglucan:xyloglucosyl transferase activity. Gene Ontology annotation, cellular component: cell wall; apoplast. Gene Ontology annotation, biological process: xyloglucan metabolic process; cell wall biogenesis.
UUAAUUAUACUAUGUAACAUUUUUAAAUAUCCGAAACUGCGAAGUUGAUUGUAUCAAUUUGAAGAUUAGGGGGUGCAGAGGAGAGAAAGAGUUUGGAAAAAUGGGAGAUUUGGGGUUUUUGAUAGCAAUGGCGAUUAUAUUUAGUGCAUUCAUGAAUUCAAAUGUGAUUGAAGGAAGAAGCAUGAUGAAGAGCAUGCAUUUGAGCUGGGGCACUCAGCGUUCUGGCUUUCUGCAGCCCUCCGGUGGCGAUGAUGUUACUCUCCUCCUCGACCCUGUCUCAGGUUCCGGAAUUCAAUCCAAGGAUCAAUUUUUGUUUGGAACGUUUGAAAUGCAAAUUAAGCUUGUUCCUGGUGACUCUGCUGGCACUGUAACUUCUUUUUAUUUGUCUUCUCUAGGGGCGAAGCACAACGAAAUUGACUUUGAGUUUCUAGGAAAUGUAACAGGGCAACCCUACAUUAUACAUACCAACAUUUACACACAAGGAGCUGCUGGAAGAGAAGUGCAGUUUUACCCGUGGUUCGACCCCACCAAAGACUACCACAACUACACCAUCCGUUGGACUCCCUCGCAUGUCGUGUGGUUCGUGGAUAAUAUCCCGAUUAGAGUAUAUAGAAAUUAUCUAGAUGAUGGAGUCGCUUACCCGGACCUAGAUAAGCCGAUGAGGGCGUACUCGAGUAUUUGGAACGCGGAUAGUUGGGCCACGAGAGGGGGGCUGGACAGGAUCAAUUGGAGCAAAUCACCCUUCAUCGCCAAGCUGCGUAAAUUUAGGGCGCGUGCGUGCAAAUUCCAAGGAAGUACGAGCGUCGCUAAUUGUACGGCUGUUGCUGCGGCAUGUACAACCUCCGAACUCGGGCUUGAUGAUCAGAACCAAAUGGAGUUGAUUAGAAAUAAAUCUUUGGUGUAUGAUUACUGCCAAGAUUAUGAAAAAUACAAGGGAUUAUUACCCGGUGAAUGUUUCCAACGACAAUAUUAAUUACACGUGAUGCAUGUAAACUACAUAUUCAAAUCUCCUGUAUUUCUCUUUUAUUUAAUUUAUUUUUUUUAGAAAAUAAUAUCGGAUUGUUUCUUUGUGA